CGUCAAAACAUAAACAGAGCAGGCAAUUUUAUGUGCACGCAGCUAGCUCGCAUUAUAGUCUAACUUUUACACAAAGCUUUAUGCACGCAUUCCUAAUGUCGUGUGUUUUUCGUCCGAGAGUUCCUAGUCGAGGCACUUAGCUCAUUUGCUAAGUAGCGAGGUGGAGCAAAUAAAUCUGCAAUAAAGAUUAAGACUAAACUAAGAAGUACGCCUCGUCAGGCCUUCGACUACAGGUUCUCCCUUGGGUCGACGCAGGACAUAGCAGAUACAAUGGCUGAGGCUGACGGCAAAUCCACAGUGCUUAACGGUGGCUCUGAAGAAAAGGAGCCUGGAGAAGACCAACGUAAGGAGGGGGAUGCCACUGGAAGCAGAGAGGGGCAAACGCAGUCUUCCUCGCAAGAUGCGCCCAAAGAAACAGCAGAAGCAUCUGGAGACAAAUCUAUGCCAGAUGUGGAAGGAGAGACAGGGAUAAACAGAGAGGGAGAAGAGGAUGAAGACACAGACAGCAUGGAUGGCAGCGGCCUCUACUCCUUGACUGAGGAUGGUGAAAGGGAGAGUGAGGGAGGGAGACGAGAGAAGGCCAAAGAAAAAGAAAGUGGGAAAAGGGUAGCUAGAAAGAGGAACAGACCUGGUGGCGGCACCAACCACUCCUCCAGUUCAGAUGAUGACGAUGACGACGAAGAUGAUGAUGAUGAUGAUGAAGAAGAACAGAAAGAUGACGAUGAUGAUGACGACGAUGAUGAUGAGGCUAUGGAGGCAUGGUUGGGGGCAGAGCUCCGUGACCUGCGUGGCCCUGUGUGGCGGGCAGUACCCUCACUGCGCUCCAGAGAGAUUGGCAGGGACUCACACCAGUUUGUGAGGCGUGUGUGUGGGGCCCGUGGCCUUGUACAGAGACUGGAGCUCCAGGGCCGCUUAGAGAGGCAUACAGGCUGUGUCAACACAUUGCACUUCAACCCUUCGGGCACACGCUUGGCAUCAGGCAGCGAUGACCUGCGUGUGGUGAUCUGGGACUGGGCCAUCCGCCGUGCAGAACUGGAGUUUGACAGUGGACACAAGAGCAACGUCUUUCAGGCAAAGUUCCUGCCUCACAGCGGAGACUCCACCUUGGCCAUGUGUGCUCGUGAUGGUCAGAUCAGAGUGGCUGAGCUUUCUGCCACGCAGCGCUGCAAGAACACAAAGCGGGUAGCACAGCACAAAGGGGCUGCACACAAGCUGGCCCUUGAGCCAGAUUCACCUUGCUCCUUUCUGUCAGCUGGAGAGGAUGCUGUUGUGUUUGGUAUUGACCUGCGUCUAGACCGUCCAGCCAACAAACUGGUGGUUGUAAAGGAGGGUGACAAAAAAGUGGGGCUGUAUACCAUCUUUGUCAACCCAGCAAAGACACACCACUUUGCUGUUGGCGGGAGAGAUCAGUAUGUGAGGAUCUAUGACCAGAGGAAGAUUAAUGAAAAUGAUAACAAUGGUGUACUGAAAAAGUUUUGUCCUUCACAUCUGGUAUCCAGCGAGUCUAAAACUAACAUAACCUGCCUUGUUUACAGUCACGACGGCACAGAGCUCCUGGCUAGUUACAAUGAUGAAGACAUCUACUUGUUUGACUCCAACCACAGUGAUGGGGCAGACUAUCUCAGGAGAUAUAAGGGACAUCGCAAUAAUGCCACAGUGAAGGGGGUGAAUUUCUAUGGGCCGUGCAGCGAGUUUGUGGUCAGUGGCAGCGACUGUGGGCACAUCUACCUGUGGGAUAAGUACUCUGCUCGUAUUGUCCAGUUUAUGGAAGGAGACAGAGGAGGAGUGGUGAACUGUUUGGAGCCACAUCCACAUCUGCCAGGUAUGGCUACUAGUGGUCUGGACCAUGACAUCAAAUUGUGGGCACCCACAGCUGAAAGCCCCACAGGACUCAAGGGCCUAAAAGAGGUGAUGAAGAAAAACAAGCGGGAGCGUGAUGAGGACAGUGUGCGCCACGGCGACCAGUAUGACACCCAGCUGUUGUGGUUCCUGAUGAGACACAUGCGAAACAGACGACCUGCAAGGGCCCGUCGUGAGGGUGCAGAUCCAGACACAGAUGAUUCUUGGAGCUCUCCAGACUCCUCAGAUGAAGAAGAUGGAGGUCCAGAUCACGUCCAGUGCAUGUCAUCAUGAGCCACACGCACACACACACAUGCAUACACAUACAUAAACACACUUUAUUGCCCUUGAAUUGAUGCACAUAGGCAAGCACUAUUGACACACUGGCACAUUCAAUCACUGACAAGCCACAGACUUUUUUUUUUUUUUUAAACACACAAACAGAUAAACACAUUUACUUAAACAUACUGUUGAAGCAGAGUGAUAGUGACAGAGAUGCUUAACGCCUGGUUUCUCAGCAGUUACGAGUGUGCAUACGGCAACUACAGACACACUUUUAGAAUCCUUUUCUUUCUUCUUUCUUUUGGAGAAUUGUUCAGAGGUUAGUAACUGCUUUUACACCCCUAUAAACCACUUGGAGGUCCUUGGUUUUCCAUACAUCAGUUAAAUGCUCUGUCUAGUCCAAGAAUGAUGUACUGUGUGUAUAUGGCAACAUGUACCUCCAACUUUAGAUAACCUGUAGUAAGUUAUACGUCACCAGCACACAAUCCCCUUUCUCUUAGUAACACACCUCUUGCUUUUGACCUUCUUGUACUGAGGAGAGGUUUAUACACUCAAGCCAUCCCCUAAAUGUGACUUCCUUUAAGAUUUGAACUUUGAGAGGGAGAGCCCAGUGGCCCCCACUCCCAGUCUCAUACUGAUUCUUUGGCUGUUAGCUUAAGCAGUUGAUUGCAUCUAUCACUCGUUUGCUCCCAGAGAACUACUAACUCUCUAUAUGCUGCAUUAUCCUACAUGCUGCCCUCAGCCACUCCCUCCUUUCCUCCUUCCAUCAUUUACCCCCAUCACUACUGAGUGCACUUUGAAUCAGGGAUGCUUUAGUUUGAGACACAGACAAAAAUGUGCACUGAGUGUGUGAUAGGAAAAUCCACAGAUUUGUUUUUUUUUUUUUUUUCUGUCUUUUGAGAUGGGGGUAUUUUGCACUUAUGUGUUUCAUGACUGAGGACAGGUGGUUUCCUUUGUUUUGACCAGCCUUUCCUCACCUCUUUCUUCCUCUUCCUUCCUCAGUCUAUUCAGUUCACCUCUCAAUGAAUGCAGAAGUUGAGAGGUAGGAAGGUGUUCAGUAUGUGUCUAAGAAAUAAGGACUGAUUCGGGGCUCUGUUGGGGGAAUUUGUCAUUUAAAGAGCCAGACCGGACCUGGAUCAAUCACAGUUGAAACACUGCCUGAAAGCCAAUUGAGAUUGGAGUGACAAAGGGCUGCAGAUGUUUAUGUGAUUUCUUAAAGAAAUUUGGAAAUUCACUUAUUCGUUUUCUUGCCAUGAGUUUUGAAUGAAGGAGAAAUGGCUGGCCUGGUUCAGUCCACAGCACAUUUAAAGCUCACUAUUUGUCACAUUUUAUUUUGUUUAAGCCAUAAAAAAAAAUCUCAAUUUUUACAGAAAGUAAUGGAGAGUAAGCUCCAGGAAGUUUACUGGGCAUUGAGGUUUGGAUUAAACAGUUGACAUACAGUGUUAUAAAUUAGUGCUUGCUAGUUGUUAUGAUUAUCUUUGGACAGACCCAGCCUAGCCAUAUCCCCGUGUUGAAUCCCCUUUGUAUAAAAUUAUGCUAACUGCCUUCUGGUGUUAGCUUCACAUUUAGUAUAUUUAAUAACCCCGAUAAACGUAUCAUCUAGCUUUCAGCAACAAGAACAAACAAAUUAAAUUUUUUAUAGAGAAACACUUGAGCCAGGUCGGGUGUUUGCAGCCAGAGCAUCACUCUUGUCUCUGUGCUGUGUUAAUGGCUCAAAGAUGAGGCUGGGGGGAGCAGCAGGGUCAAUAUGCUUGCCAGUCAUUUGUUGUGUGAGAGCGAUAAAAGUCCAGCUUUUCUCAUUUUCUAUGAGAACUGUAGUUAGUUGAAUUUAUAUGUACAUAUAUAAAUAUAUAUUAAAACUGUAAAAAAAAAAAAAAAAAAGACUUUAGCAAAUGCUGUUUGACUUCAGAAAAAAAAAGGAAAAAAAUGUCAAAACAUUUGAUUGGUAUUGAUCCAGAGGUUUAUAUUCUAUAUGAGGACAAAAUACUUUUAAAAUCUAGAGGAAACAAAAUGUCUUGACAUGACCAUUUUCUUUGAUUACUUUUCCCCUCCUCAUAUGACAUCUCUGUUAUGAACAGAACCACUGUCAUUUCAAGUAUUGACAUUUUCUUUUUCUUGUUCGCAGAAAAACAAAAAGCAGUGUUUCCUUUGUAGAUCUUAAUCCAUGAUUUGAGACAGUUCUAUCCAGAUUUUCCCACUGGCUAUUUUGGGCAUCUUGUAUACAUAUUAAGGCUUUUGAUGAACAGUUUUUGUUUUUUCUUUCCCACCACUGCCUAAUAUUGCGUUCUACCAGUUCAGUUGGAAAUAUGUACGAUUUGUGCAAUAAACAAAGACAGUGCUCUUGAUGUUGUCAUUU
This is a messenger RNA of Archocentrus centrarchus (flier cichlid), 4477 nucleotides long. RefSeq names its product DDB1 and CUL4 associated factor 8 (gene dcaf8). The transcript is spliced from 13 exons. Bases 271 to 2133 code for a protein of 620 amino acids. Gene Ontology annotation, molecular function: protein binding. Lineage: Eukaryota; Metazoa; Chordata; Actinopteri; Cichliformes; Cichlidae. The record is from RefSeq and is a predicted model, not a curated record. Gene Ontology annotation, cellular component: Cul4-RING E3 ubiquitin ligase complex; cytoplasm.